GGACUGGUGAAAUUUAACUCAGCCGUCUUUGAGUCUGGCUUGAGUCAGAGCGGGUGUUUUUUUUUUCAGGAGGGAAACUUUACAAGGUUUAACGCAAUUCGAACACCAAUAAUUCCCACAGUUUAGUUACCCGAACCAGCGCAACCUCACUGAAAGGAGUCUACAAAUCAUGUCUGGUAUUGCAUUGAGCCGGCUUGCCCAGGAGCGCAAGGCAUGGCGGAAAGACCACCCUUUUGGAUUUGUCGCCGUACCAACAAAAAACCCAGAUGGAACCAUGAAUCUGAUGAACUGGGAGUGUGCGAUCCCUGGCAAAAAGGGGACUCCGUGGGAAGGAGGCCUUUUCAAACUGCGCAUGUUGUUCAAGGAUGACUAUCCCUCAUCGCCUCCAAAAUGUAAAUUUGAGCCGCCACUCUUUCAUCCAAAUGUGUAUCCGUCAGGCACAGUAUGCCUUUCUAUCCUAGAGGAGGACAAAGACUGGAGACCAGCCAUUACAAUAAAGCAGAUUCUAUUAGGUAUUCAGGAACUCCUAAACGAGCCUAAUAUCCAGGAUCCAGCCCAAGCAGAGGCCUACACGAUCUACUGCCAAAACAGAGUAGAUUACGAAAAAAGAGUCCGAGGGCAGGCCAAAAAAUUCUCUCCCUCAUAAAGGCGAAGCGUGUCUUGCUGUGGCAGAAGGAAUCACCUCCCCGCUCAGUCACAAUGAAUGUGCUCCCCUCACAUCGGGACUUGCUUAAAGACUUCUAUUUAAACUCUACACAUUCUGUGCCAUCCACACACACCCUCGACAUGUCUUUUUUUUUUAUUUUUAUUUUUGUUUUCUCGAUUGCUGGUUGGUGCGUAAUGCUGAGAGGGGGAUCGGUGCUUCAGCACCAUCGUCAUUUACUUUUUAAACAUUGUCUUAUGUGGUGCAAGGCACACAGUUUCAUCAAUGCCAUGUAAAAUGGCCAUCAUCCAUGUCCAAGAAAGAAAAUCUUUUUUUUUUUUUUUUCCUCUUUCAGAGUCUAUUCCUUUUGUUUGUCCCUUCUUUUUCAUUCAUUAAAUGUAAAGUCUGCUUAUUUCAUUGUCAGUAUUUCAACUGCUGUAUAAUGAAUGGCACUUUUAUACUGUUGUAUUUCACUAGUGUCUCUAGAUGGUUCUAAUUCUUCUUUCCCAGGUUUUCUAUUCAGCAUGCUGUAACAUACGAUAGAAUCUGCUGCCUUGGCUGUCUUUUUGUUUUCAGAGUGUUUUUGCUUUGGGAUAAAUAAAAGGCGGCAGUGACCGAGGCAGGUAGGCAUACCAUUGUAUCAGACUUUAAGGUUAUAAGGUGCUUUGUUAUUGUAUGUGUUGGCAUAAAUAAAACUUUCUACAAAA
Entelurus aequoreus (snake pipefish) is the source of this 1350-nucleotide messenger RNA. It is a transcript of the gene ube2ib, whose product is annotated as ubiquitin-conjugating enzyme E2Ib. Gene Ontology annotation, molecular function: SUMO conjugating enzyme activity. Gene Ontology annotation, biological process: protein sumoylation. The record is from RefSeq and is a predicted model, not a curated record. The transcript has 7 exons. NCBI's taxonomy places the organism in Eukaryota, Metazoa, Chordata, Actinopteri, Syngnathiformes, Syngnathidae. Gene Ontology annotation, cellular component: nucleus. The coding region runs from base 170 to 646 and encodes 158 amino acids.